AUGUGGGACGACCACACAGACCAUUGGAAGGACAGGUCCAUCAUCACGAUUCAAGGGCACCCAAUUGCCAUCAAGCACUGGCCCUUGCUCUAUCAAUAUUGCCACAACAGCCAGUGGAAGGGCACAAAGAACAAAUGGUCCAAAUGGCAGGCUGUUGUCAUGCGCUAUCGGCAAGGCAGUCCGCAGGAGUUUUGGACAGAGUUCAGUAGCAUGAAGGGUGAGCAAUUGAAGUUCACGGCCAUUGUAGACAAACUUCGCGGCGAGUGCAUGGCAGCUGACGCUGCUCUCACACAGCGUGCACAUGAGGAAUUCCAUGCUGAGUUCAGUGAUUUGUUGACUUACCAUCGUGGAGGAGAGCAGCAUGUCACGAGCAAACCUUCAGCAAUUGUGAAAAGGUACAGGGCACUUGCUGCUAGUAGGUAG
This is a messenger RNA of Suillus paluster, 423 nucleotides long. RefSeq lists its product as uncharacterized. NCBI's taxonomy places the organism in Eukaryota, Fungi, Basidiomycota, Agaricomycetes, Boletales, Suillaceae. The transcript is spliced from 2 exons. The record is from RefSeq and is a predicted model, not a curated record. The coding region runs from base 1 to 423 and encodes 140 amino acids.